CCGAUAUGGCGGAAUUGUCCGAGGAGUCCCGAUUGAGAUAAACUUUAGGGCGUAGAAGGAAGUAGGACAUUUAUAGUGUUUUAUUGAUUUAUUUGGAUAUCAGUUAGUGUUCAUAUAUAUAAUUUGGUAACGUAAUAAAGCAAGAAAAUAAAAUUGUCUAUAAUUUCAUUUUUAUGUAAAAGAUAUUGAAAGUAUAUAUUAAACUUAACAACAGUGGUUUUCAAAUCGAAAGUAGAAACAAGUUCAAACACAAUUUCACAAUGGCUUCUAAAAGAUUUGUGGAUUCAAACCGAGACAAUGCAGGCGACUUUAUUGGAGAAAGUGCUGUGACACAAUCAUGCGAGCCCUGUAUGAAAACCAACAUAUCAAAAACUGCUACGGUUUUCUGCAAGGAUUGUGAUGAAUACCUGUGCGAUACGUGCAAAAAUCCGCACACGGUCUAUAAACCAGGUCAGCAUAACAUUGUCAAUUCACAGGGCAGUAAAUCUUCGUCCGUAAUACUCGACAUGAAAGGAAUGGACAAGUGCCAUGAACAUGCACGAGAAAUAGAGUUUUUCUGCCAGGAUCAUUCUAAGCUUUGCUGUCUUUCAUGUGUUCUCAUUCACCGGAAAUGUGACCAAUUGGAUGAAAUAGCCAAAGUAUCCAGACAAACACGACCCGAGCUUCAAGCAUUAAAACAUUCAUUGAUAAAAUUGCAAUCCGAGGCUGACGAUUUUUUAGCGGAUUGUAAGCAGUCGGAGACUGGCUUAAAUGAGUCUAUUGCAAAGAUUUCUUCAGAGGUGGAUACGAUGAAAGAUCGUAUCAUAAAAUUGUUUGAAGAAGCAAAGCAGAAAUUAAUAAGUGAGGCAAAACAAUUUAAAAUUGCGGACGUCAAACGAAUUGGGAAUAAACGUGACGCCUCGCUCAAAGUUAAGGAAGAACUAAAUAAGGUAUUGUCGAUGUGCUGUGUCGUUUUAGACAGCGGGACGCCCAGUCAACAGUAUAUUUAUUCAGAAUUAAUGAAGGAGAAACGGAAAACUAUCGAAUCAACUAUGGAUGACCAAAGAAAGAUUAAAUUCUUAUCAACAAUGACAGUGUCUUUUCCAAAAGAGGUUACUUCCCUUCUUGAGAUGGGAAGCAAUUCUAUAAAACUGAAUUGUGUAGGCAACAAGACAGGUAACUUUGUUCAUUCAAACCUGAACAUUUACAACAUGUUUGGUAGCGGCGGAGGCGGUGGCUUUCAGUUUGGAACACCAACCACAACCACCUCUGGCACUGGUUCAGGAAUAUUAGGCGGAACCCAGCCGGCCACUGGGGGAGGCUUUUACUUCGGGUCAACAGCAAGUUCUGUUCCAGCUGGAUCGUUUGCCAAGGGGUUCAGUCAGGCCACCCCUGCCACUCCAGCUACUGGUUCAUUUGGCUUUGGUGCGACAUCUACCCCUGCAAACACCACAGGCUCCACAAGUGGGUUUGGAUUGGGGGCCACGCCGGGAGCUGCCUCCACUGGGAACACAGUCUUCUCCCUGGGAGGGGCAAAGACAACGGCUAGUACAGGAUUCUCUCUCACUGGCACCACCCCGGCAUCUGGAAGCACUGGAUUUAGUUUCGGGGCCACACGCUCAUCUGCUACACCAGGAUUUACUGGACUGGGUUACUUUGUUCAUUCAAACCCGAACAUUUACAACAUGUUUGGUAGCGGCGGAGGCGGUGGCUUUCAGUUUGGAACACCAACCACAACCACCUCUGGCACUGGUUCAGGAAUAUUAGGCGGAACCCAGCCGGCCACUGGGGGAGGCUUUAACUUCGGGUCAACAGCAAGUUCUGUUCCAGCUGGAUCGUUUGCCAAGGGGUUCAGUCAGGCCACCCCUGCCACUCCAGCUACUGGUUCAUUUGGCUUUGGUGCGACAUCUACCCCUGCAAACACCACAGGCUCCACAAGUGGGUUUGGAUUGGAGGCCACGCCGGGAGCUGCCUCCACUGGGAACACAGUCUUCUCCCUGGGAGGGGCAAAGACAACGGCUAGUACAGGAUUCUCUCUCACUGGCACCACCCCGGCAUCUGGAAGCACUGGAUUUAGUUUCGGGGCCACAGGCUCAUCUGCUACACCAGGAUUUACUGGACUGGUGGAUACCAGUCCCAUCAGCUUAUCCCAACCAAGGCCACUCAUCCUGGAGCAGCUCGUAUCCGUGGAUCUACCAAAGACUGGAGAUGAUGAGAGGAAGCCUCUCCUCACUGGACUGGACUUCCUGCCGGACGGGAGACUGGUAGCCGUGGAUAACCAGAACAAGACAUGUAUCAUACUGAAUGAGCGACUACAGAGACUUGGAACACCGUACAAGUUCAAGAGUAACCCACAAUGCGUAGUAUGUGUGUCUCAUGAUACACUGGGUGUAACGUUUGGUGGUGGUAAAGCAGUAUGUCUCCUGUCUGUGAGUACAGACAAUACCAUCUGGCUGACCAGGGCGAUCAAAACAUCAUCCGAGUUCGACUCUAUAUGCUGCAUGUCUCCAUCUAACAUGGUCGUGAGUACGUACAAUGAUCCCCGUCCUGCUAGAAUGAUAUCAGUGGACGGGGUAGAGACUGACUUUGAGCACAUAACGUUUCCUGUGAAGACGUACAAAAUAUGGGAGAGUAAAUGCACGUAUGUCCAGUCUAAGAACACGUUAGUACUGACUGACCAACCCGCUAACACUGUGUACAUGUACGACACCGUGAAUGGCACAUCUAGAGCAGUCACUAAUGAGAACAUACAGGGACCUCGUGGUGCCUGUGUAGAACCUGGUGACACGGUGCUGGUGUGCAGUCAGAAUAACCACUCCAUCGUGCACCUGACCAUUGACGGUAAAAUACUCGGUACAUACCCAGUGGAUAUGGAGUACCCGCGCAGCAUAUGUGUGUCUAAGUAUGGCACUAGGCUGGCGGUGUCCAACAUCGCUAGAGGCAACACGAAACUUCAGUUGUAUAAGAUAUCACCGGCGAUGAAUUAGAUGACUAAUGAGAUGUUGACCGUGCGAUCAUUUUACACACAUACUAACAAUAACACAUGUAGCGUAUUAUGUGUGUCUCAUGAAGUACUGUGUGUAACGCGUUAUAAAGUAGUAUGUGUGUCUCAUGAUACACUGUGUGUAACAGGUGAUGGUUAUAAAGUAGUAUGUCUCCUGUCUGUGGGUACAGACAAUACCAUCACACUGACCAGGGAGAUCAAAACAUCAUCAAAGUUUGGCGCUAUGAAGUUCCCGUACAGCAUAUGUAUGUCUAAGGAUGGCACCAGACUGGUGUUGUCCAACAGCGCUAAAGACGCCGGGAAAAUUCAAUUGUAUAAGAUCUCAACGGCAAUGAGUUAGAUGACUAGUAAGAUGUAAAUAUUAUCCAUGUGAUCAGGCAUUCUACACGAUUAUUAAAUAUAACUUACGUGUAUUGGUGUUGUUAAAUCAACUCGGAAUGCUAUCAUGUUUAAAGAAAAUUGAAUAGUGUUGUUUAAAGGUUUAAUCGUCGAAGAAUUUCGAACGAUUUCGAACUACCUAUACAUUUUGCAUUUGUUAUAAAGUAAAAUGUGUCUUUAUACUGAACUUCAAGAAAUUUUUAGUGUAAAUUUGAAAAUAUUAAAAUAUAUUGUUUAUGUAAUUCUAUUUUAAUUUGCAUUUCAUGCAACAUAACCGGUGUGUACGUUAGUUAGUCGCGUUGAAUAUUUCUAAAUGUAUGCUAAUUUUGGAAAAUAAUAACUAUAACUUAA
Messenger RNA from Dreissena polymorpha, 3712 nucleotides. RefSeq names its product keratin, type I cytoskeletal 9-like. The transcript is spliced from 12 exons. NCBI's taxonomy places the organism in Eukaryota, Metazoa, Mollusca, Bivalvia, Myida, Dreissenidae. The record is from RefSeq and is a predicted model, not a curated record. The coding region runs from base 261 to 2966 and encodes 901 amino acids. Gene Ontology annotation, molecular function: zinc ion binding.